UGACUUGACGGUUUUUUUCGCUCAGUGCUGAUGACGGUAGCAGGCGGCGUUGGUUUGAUGCUAAGACGGGUUCAUGACAGGAGGCUUACUUCAUGUUAAUAUUUACAUUUCCAUCAGCAUUACACAAGACAAAGGAUGUAUUAAUGAACGGGAAAAAAGGACGUGUGAAAAAACAUUGGCCGUUACCUAGUUAAUAUCGACCAGCGGCGGUGAUUGUCAAACGUAUCCGGGGUUGUUUUGACGAAGGCCUGUUGCUGGCUACAGGAAAUUCUCGCAUUCGCCCAGUAGAAGCCAGCGGGGGCUGAAGCGUCUCACAGGGUAGCGACUGGAGCUCUUUGGACGGGAUUUCUGGAACAUCUUAAAAUGCGAGAGGUCUAGCUAGUCUUAAAAGGUAACUGGGACGUUUUUUCUGCUUCCCCAUGGUGGGCACACACCAGCUCACAGCGUAUUCGGUUAGCCAGUCAGCUAACGUUAACGCCCCCAUAUUGACAAGCUAAGUGGCAAGCUAUCGCAGGAACCCGGUUAUUUUGGAACACGUUGGUAGUUGAUAUUGAAACACUUUGCUCUUGCAGCCACGUUCAAUCACGCAUUCGCCGUAUUUCUCCCUCGGCACGAGGAAAACACGUUGGGAAACCGAUCACAAGACCUCUGAGCUAAAACGUAACAGCCUCUUGCAUCCUUUUUGGACUCUUGUUGUUAAUUUCCUCCAGUCCAACGUUCGAAGUGAGUGCAGUUUUGAACGUAAUGAAAUCCUCGCCUGGGCCUACUCGACGCUACCUUCAAAAGUCUCUCCCAGAGAAAUGAGCCUUGUGGCUUCAAGUGCCCCCUCUUCGCCCCGCUGUUAACCUCGAAACGACUCCACUUGGCCUGUGGGCUUUCUGUGCUCUGGAGGGAUCUUUCUCAUUAUGAAUCGUUACCUGCCUGUGGCAAGGCAGCACUUUCUGGCUGCACUCGCAAGCACCAGUGUGGUCGUGAAAGCCAUCAGUGCUCUUGUGGUUCUCCUCUACCUGCUCUCCUGGGCUGUGGACACAUCAUAUGCACUGGGGGUUACCCCGGGCUUUCUGUUCCCACCUAAUUUUUGGGUGUGGACGCUGGUCACCCAUGGGAUCGUGGAGCAGCACGCGUGGAGCGUGGUGAUCAAUGUUGGGACUGUGAUGUCUUGUGGCCGCCUGCUGGAGCCUUUGUGGGGUGCCCUCGAACUGCUGAUCUUCUUUGCGGUGGUAAAUGUAUCUGCAGGCCUACUAGCAGGCCUCUCCUACCUCCUCACCUAUGUGGCCACCUUCAACCUGGACUUCCUGUUUGCUGUCCGUGUCCACGGAGCGGCCGGCUUCCUCGGAGGUGUCCUGGUGGCACUGAAACAGACCAUGGGGGAUACAACGGUACUCAGAGUUCCACAGGUAAGGCUCAAAGCAGCUCCAGCUUUGGUCCUCCUCCUCUUGGCCUUACUGCGCCUCUCAGGCCUACUGGAGAGUUCCGCCCCCCUGGCCGCAUACAGUUACGGCGCCCUGUCCGGCUGGGUGUACCUGCGCUUCUACCAGAGGCAUAGCAGGGGCCGCGGCGACAUGUCGGACCACUUUGCCUUUGCGAGUUUCUUCCCUGAGGCGCUGCAGCCGGCGGUGGGUCUGCUGGCAGGUUUGGUCCACGCCACCCUGGUGAAGGUGAAGGUGUGCAGGAAGAUGGUGAAGAGGUACGAUGUGGGCGCGCCGUCGUCCAUCACCAUCAGCCUGCCUGGAACAGACCCGCAAGAUGCCGAGAGGAGAAGACAACUGGCCCUCAAGGCUCUCAACGAGCGUUUAAAGCGCGUGGAGGACCAGUCAGCUUGGCCCAGCAUGGACGACGAGGAAGAUGACGAGGUAGAUGAGAUCCGGACCGACACACAACCACUCCUCCCUCGUGACCCGCCCUCCUCAACGCCCCGACCAGCAUCAGGGGGAGCCGUCGCCCUCUCCUCCACAGCCUCAUCGUCAAUGUUGCCGAGCGGCGGAGCACAGGCAUCGGAGUCGAGCAUCAUCAGCUUCGAGGACGCACCCUCUAGAUCGUAACCCUUUGAAGAGAUGCAAUGUGCACGUCGCUUACAGGCGUACUAACUUGAGUGAUGGAAGGUGGCGGACCUGGCCACACACACUCCAUUACUGUCGCCAUUGAGUCCACACGUGGGUUUAGUGUGUCUUUUCACUUUGCACGUGUUGGAUGUGCUCAGUGUAGUCAGUCAGGCCAUUGCUUCCUUCUUGCGUUCAGGCUCAAGUUAAGCAGCCAUUCUCUUGUGUUCUCAUUUACCGGUAAUUUCAAUUGACCUGGGGGGUUUCCACGGCUUUGUGGGUUUUUUGUUUUUGUUUUGUUUUAAUAUUUAAAUAAAGGCAAGUUGGAUGUGUUUUUUCCACCCCACAGCAGCCACAGAUGUUUGCCAAGAGAACGCUUGUUCAUGACAGAGACUCACUCUCCAAAAGACGGACUCUUUGCUGUCAAGGUUUUGGUUUGGUAACACGGUGAGGAGGAGAAGUACAGAGUCUUCAGCACAAGCUGCUCAAGACAUCGGCAAUGGGAAAUAAAAAUCUUUGCGAUUUAAAAGUAAAGUGCCAGCUGUGAAUAUUCUGGACCAGUUUCCGGUUUUAUGACUCCUCAAACUGAGAACUUCUUUGUGUGUAUCCCCCGUCCCACCCCCACAGAUUUGUUUACCACUUGACAGAAACAACUUUCUGUAUACACAGAGUUGGAUGUCUUGCGUUAACGUCUGAUCUGUGAUAUUUUUGGCCGAGUCAGCAUCUAAUUUGUGUCCAAUUUCAUUCACUGUUUUAAGAGUUAGCAAUAACAGUUUCAACUGCUGGUAUUGCUGCACUUCUAAGGAAAAUACGAUUUAGUGGGUAUGGAAAUAUGUACGUUUUCAGUUGCUACACAGUCAAAAUUUACAGGUUUGGUUUUGAUAGGAUCUUCGGCGCUGAUUAUGCAGAAGGUGAAUGUCUGCUUGAACAGAGGAUGUUUGCACUAAUAGUCAGCAUUGUGCUUUUUUGGUACUAUGCAUUUGUAAAAUUGUUGCACCUUGCAAAUUAAGACACGUUAUCCCGUUGACCGAAUGUAGCAUGAAUGAGGAUAAAGAUAAGAUUAUUGCGGGCAAGUUGAAUUAGACACAAAAUGAAAGACCAUUUUGCUUUAGAUACAAACAUCGAGGAAGAAAUUGUAACCGUGUACUGUAUUAUGAAGUGCAGUUCGUGUUGAUUUGACAAAUUAUGGAUUCGACAAAAAUGAGUGAUUGUGUCAUGAAUGUUGAAGACGGAAUGGUUAUGGAACCACUGUUGUAAUCAAAGGAGAUUUUUGUCAUGUCUUUGUCACAAACUUUUUGAUCAACCUGGAAGUUGACAGAGAUGAGCAAAAGAAAAUAAUUUACCGUUGAGCCAUGAACUGUCUUUAAAAAAAAAGUGCAAAGAAAAAUCAUAGGAUUAGACAGAAUUGCUGCCAUUUUGGGGGGGAUUUGUGUCCCCCCCCCCCUUUUUUUUAAAAAAAGAUGACUGGAUCAAUAUUGAUUAAAGUCCAACUGAUUCCAAAUGAAAUUUGGCCAAGUACUGAAAAAAAAUACAGUUGAGUCUGGACUGAGGAAAAUGUAAAGAGCAUCAAGACAUUGAAUGAUUAUAAAGGAUUAUAAAAGGAUAGGUUAUGAACAAAAUGUUUGAUUAUUGCAUCAUAUUUUUUCAUCAAUUUUGUAAGAUGCUCAGAUGAGUUUAAAAAAACGGAAAUUCCCUGACCUGAAAAAUAUUCUGCACCCCUGAUUUCAUCAUGUAUGCUUGAGUGGGAUGGAGGGGUUUUUAUAACUAAAAUCCAAACUUUUUUUUUUAUUGUUUUCAAGACAAACUACCCCAAUUGUUAUACAGCUGAGCAUUUAAGACCAGUUGCAUUGGUUAAUAAAUAAAAAUGGACAAAAGCAAA
Molecule: messenger RNA, 3918 nt
Organism: Hippocampus zosterae (dwarf seahorse)
Lineage: Eukaryota; Metazoa; Chordata; Actinopteri; Syngnathiformes; Syngnathidae
Gene: tmem115
Product: transmembrane protein 115
Exons: 3
Coding region: 906-2042 (378 amino acids)
Biological process (GO): retrograde vesicle-mediated transport, Golgi to endoplasmic reticulum
Cellular component (GO): membrane; Golgi apparatus
Source: RefSeq, a predicted model, not a curated record